Rhineura floridana is the source of this 2966-nucleotide messenger RNA. RefSeq names its product fms-related tyrosine kinase 3 ligand-like. Lineage: Eukaryota; Metazoa; Chordata; Lepidosauria; Squamata; Rhineuridae. Gene Ontology annotation, molecular function: receptor tyrosine kinase binding; cytokine activity. Gene Ontology annotation, cellular component: cell surface; membrane. Bases 638 to 1393 code for a protein of 251 amino acids. The record is from RefSeq and is a predicted model, not a curated record. The transcript is spliced from 9 exons. Gene Ontology annotation, biological process: positive regulation of cell population proliferation.
GGGAGGGUCAAGCCAUUCUCCAACAUGACUUUCUGCCCUAUCCCCUGCAACCCAAACGCUCUGAGAUUGGCUGAGAAAGGAGUCGCACUCUUCAUAUGCUUAGCGAUACUGUCGCCUUUCCCGCGUCGUUGAUGAGACCACUGGAGCGGCUCUCUUGCCCACAGUGGAGACAGGUGCUGAGCGUGGCUUGUGGCGGUACCUCUGAGGUGGCGAUGCGAAGCACGGGGUGGCAGCAGGAGGGGUGUAAUGCUGUGCGUCAAAGAUAACCACCUGCAUGUUUGGGGACGGGGAAAGACAAGAGUGGCGUCACCCCCUAAAUCAACCAUCGUGCCCCACUCCAAAGCACAGUCCCUGGCCCCUCCCCAUGCCAAUUACUUUCACUUUCGCCUAAACAAAACCGAGCAGACCGGCUGCGAGGUCUUUUGACGGCUGUACUCUCGUGGGUCUCUUGAAGGCGGUUGCAUGUAAGAAGGCAGCAGCUAGGCUGGGGAGAAAAACUGGGGGAACAAAUCGCUCCCGUCCCCCCACCUCUACGUCCUCCUCUCCAGGAGAGCCAAGCGACGAUCAUUACAGCUCAUCCCCCCCUUUCUAGAGGGGUAAUCCUCAGCAUGUUGGCCACCCACCAAACCAUGUGGAGAUGAUUUGGUGUCAUGCCAUCCCAGAUUCUUCUGUGGUCUUCCUUCUGGUGUUGUUGUUUUUCACCCCAUCUGAGCCGGGCAAGGAUUGCAAUUUUAUGUAUCCUCAAUUGCAUAGUAUUGACAGCAUUGAACACUUUUCACAUGUAAUUGAAGAACUGAAGCAGUACCUGCUCCUCGAUUACCCAGUAUCCGUGCCAUCCAACCUGAAACUGGAUGAAUUCUGCCAGGAAUUAUGGGAACUUCAUCUCAUUCAUAGCAAGCUGACCAGCAUGAUGAGAGUGUCCGGGAGUAGCCUCAGGAAGAUGUUCCUUAAUAUAACAACACACACAAACUUUAUUGAAGGAUGUAAAAUUGAGGAUAGUUGUGUCAGUUAUAUGGAGACAAACAUCACUCAGUUCUUGCAGCCCAUUCCCUUACUCAUUGAAACACUCGCAAACAAGAUGGAGGACCUCAUAGACAAAGGUCUCGGUAACUUCAGUAACUGCACCAUUAUUCAGUGCCUAGGUCAGUCUCUCUCUGUACUACAGACUCUUUUACUACACCAGUCACCCAAAACUUUGCACAGACGCAAGAGAGAAUCCAGUCGUCUCAGCCAACCCCACCUGGAAGGUCUUACUGGGGGCUGUUUCUACUUCCCAUUCCCUUUUUCUGCCUUCUCCUUAUUGCGAGACGUCCAUGCAGAGAACUAUUUCAGAGACCCCCAAGGUUUCAGGAAACUGCCGUUUGAGCCUUCGGAGCACCUUUCUGCAAUAUAGUGGAAAGGAUUCGCAUCUCAUCUUCAGGCACAAUUUGUGAGAUGAUGAACAAUCUCCGCCCCAAUGAAUGGGAUGUCGUCCUUUUCCUUGUGCACAGUCAACAGCAGCACAUUUUUCCCACUCCCACUUUUUUCUCCCCAGAGGACUGAACUUAAAUAACACUCGGGGGAGACACGAAGCAGAGCUAUGUGGGCUUCACUUCUGGAUUCUGACACUGGGUGAUGCUGCAGCCCCAUUUUUAUAUUGAGAAAGAUAGACAUAUUUUUGUUGUUAAUAUAUAUAUAUAUAUGUAUAUAUAUUAUUUUGUAUAAAUAAAACAUUAAAAUGCUUAGUAGCCAUGUGAAUGUAUCAUUUAAGUGUCAUUAUACUAAAAGGAGUUACCCAGCAUGCUCGGCAUCAGUACCCAGCAUGCUUGGGGGGGCUGCUGGGGCCCAAAUGGCCCAACAGGGAAUGCUGGCCCUGGGCCCCCAUAGCAGGCAGCUGGAUCUCACAACAUACCUGAUGCAGUGGUACUCUGGCACCCAUGGGGAAUUUAAAUGGUGGGCCCUUACUUUGUGGGGAAUUUAAAAUGGCAGCCAGUGAUCACUGAGAUAGGUGGGGCCCACUUGGCCAAGGGACCUUCAAUCUGGAGCAGACGCUGGUGCCCAGGAACUUAUAGGUUUACGUGGUCUCACCUCACAUGAACAAAGAAAAGCCUUCUGGCUUCUCGAAAGGUUUUAUUGUGGCAUAUGCUUUUGUGGACUACUUCAGGAAAUGUGUGGUGCAUUAUCCUGUGACGAAGUUGGCUCCAGCCCCCAUUAAGCAGAUGCUACAACAAAGCCAUCAGUCUUUGCUACAAUAUUCUCUUGGCGGGGGAAGCUAUUGGAGAUUUAACUUCUGGAAUUUCUUGCAUGAAGAGAGUUCUGUUUAACAAGCUGCUUACUCCUGUACAGACAACCACCUUAUCACAUGUCUGUGCCAGAGAGCAAUAACAUUUUCUCCUGUAUUAUUUGGGAGGGUGACACAUAAAUACUCAAACCACCCCAAGGUGAGAGGAUUCCCCAACCCAUUGGAUUAUUGCAAUAUACUCUGUUUGGGGCUACCGUUGAAGAUGUCUCGGAAACUUCAACUGGUCCAAAAGGCAGUGGCCAGUUAGUGGCUGGAGUUCCUUUUAGAACUCGUAUAACUCCAGUUUUAAAAGAGCUGCAUUGGUUGUCAGUUCAAGUUGGUCACUUUACUGUUUGAAGCCCUAAAUGACUUAGGUCCCAAAUAUUGUGGCUCCCAAACUAUGGAAUGGUUUCCCCGAUGAGGUGCGCCUGGCGCCGACGCUGCUAUCUUUUCGGUGCCAGGUGAAAACCUUUUUAUAUUCCCAGGCAUUUUAAUACGUAUUAUUAUAUGUAUUGUUGUAUUUUGCUACUGUUUGAUUAUUUUUGUUUACCUUUGUUGGUUUGAUUCUAUUGUUUUAUUGUAUUUAUAUAUUCCUGAUUGCUUUAUUUUAUGUACACCGCCCAGAGAGCCCUUGGGCUUAGGGCGGUAUAUAAAUAAAAUAAAAUAAAAUAAAUAAAUAAAAUAAAUAUCUGAAAGACCACCUCUU